AGAUGAAAAUUUUCAAUUGAAGAUGUGGGUGUGUGCAUCUGAGGAAUUUGAAAAGAAAGAGAUCAUGGUGAAAAUGAUCAAGUUCUUAACUCAUCAGAAUUGUAAUUACCUGGAUCCUGAACAAUUGCAAACUUGCAUUCGAGACGAACUGAAGUCCAAGAAGUUUUUACUUGUUCUGGAUGAUGUGUGGAGUGAUGAUCGUUAUAAAUGGUCUGAAUUGAGAGAUUUACUGGAGGAAGGUGAUGAUGGAAGUAAAGUCAUUGUGACAACGCGUAGUGCCUCGGUUGCAAGAACAGUUGGUACUGUUUCGGCGCAUAACUUGAAAGGUCUUCCCUAUGAAGAUUGUUUGUCUUUGUUUAAGAAAUGGGCAUUCAACAAAGGAGAAGAGGAACAUUACCCAAACCGUAUGGAAAAUGGAAAGGAUAUUGUCAAAAAAUGUGGUGGACUUCCUUUGGCAGUGAGGACACUAGCAACUCUACUCUAUGAGAGGAAUGAAGAUCAUUAUUGGAAGUUCAUUAGAGAAAAUGAAGUGUGGGAGUUGGAGCAAAAGGAAGGAGACAUUUUACCAACACUAAAACUAAGCUAUGAUCAAAUGAAGUCUCACUUGAAACCAUGUUUUGCCAUUUGCUCAAUCUUCCCGAAGGAUUACGAAUUCAGUAGUUAUUGGUUGCCUCGUGUUUGGAUGGCGCAUGGGCUUCUCCAAUCUUCUGAUGAAGGGCAAGAGCUUGAAGAUAUUGGAGUACAAUAUAUCAAGGAAUUAUAUUCUAAGUCAUUUUUUCAAGAUUUUAUUGAUCAUGGUGACUUUUUUGUGUUUAAAAUGCAUGAUCUAGUGCAUGAUCUUGCAUUAUCAGUGGCACAAGGUGAGUGCUCGAUGGUAACCGUUCGCAGUAAGAACAUCUCUGAAGGGAUUCGACAGAUGUCAUUCUUUGACCAGGCUUUACUUGACAAGAAGAUUCCAGAGUUCCUACGAAAGUCAAGCCAUUUGCGGACCAUACUUUUCCAAUCUAAAGCAGAAGGGCCUACUAUUCAAUCCUUCAUUUUCAACUUCAUUUCUUCAUGCAAAUAUUUGAGGAUGUUGGAUUUAGCAGGAUCGUCUUUUGCUGUGUUGCCAAGUUCAGUUGGUGCUUUGAAACAUCUGACAUAUCUUAACUUAAGCCGAAAUGAUAGGAUCAAGGAAUUGCCCGAUUCAAUUUGCAAUUUGCACAACUUACAAUCUUUAUGCCUUGGUGGAUGUUUAAGACUUGAAAAGUUGCCAAGAGACAUGAGGAGCAUGAUUAAAUUAAGAUGUCUUGUUAUGACGGUAAAACAAAAGUGUCUGCCAGCAGAUGGAAUAGGGAGCCUAAAAUCGCUUCAAUUUUUGUCUAUUGAAGAAUGUAGCAAUCUUGAGUUUUUGUUGGAAGGAAUUCAGCUCCUGAAGUCAUUGCGUUCAUUGCAUAUUUCGAGCUGUGAAAAUUUGGUUUCUUUGCCAAUUUUGAAGUACUCAACUAUGUUACAGACUUUGUUGAUAAAGGACUGUAAAAACCUUAAUUUGAUGGGAGUGGAAGAAAGUGGAGUCCUUGACCUGAGCCUUCAAUCCUUGAUCCUCGAUAAAUUACCACAGUUGAUUACCUUGCCUGAGUGGCUUCUAGGGUCGUCAAAAACUUUACAAUAUCUCUCUAUUCGUUCUUGUGUCUACCUGUCGACACUGCGGUUGUGGAUCAAGAGUUUCACCGUGCUCAAAAAGAUUGAAAUUGAAAGAUGUCCUCGCUUGUUUGUAACCUCAGGGCAAUUGCGGCGCAUGGCAGCUCUGGCUCUAGCUGAUGUUCCUCAGGUUUCUCUGAACUCAAUGUACCCAGAGGAUUACAUUAACAGGGUGCCCGAUGGCAGAUGAGUAUGUGAUGUAUGUAUCAACCCUUAAGCAGAUGCUGUCUUGGUGACUGGUUCCGAGCCUGUGGGCUGAGGCUCAUGGUUGGUCAGGCCUGCACCUACAGGAGGUCGGUUACUGGACCAGGCUUCCCAGACCCAUUAUGGUGGUCCUUGGGAGACAAAUCCGCGAGGGCAUGGGCCCAAAGCGGAGAAACUGCUGAUUGUUUGGAGUGUGCAGCCUGAUCUUAUCUUAUUAGUUUUCUGCAAAUUUUCCUCCUAAUAUCGUUCAUCUUUCAACCAUUGCAGCUCUCAUCAACAGAGUGCAACUGAUCAGCAUGGUUCAAUGCCAGAGAAUGUACUAUUGUCAAUUCAAUUGUGUAGUUGAAUAUAUAGUUUGUUUGCUGUAAAGCUGUUUGAAUUAAUGGAUGCAUUGGAUGAUGUUUCUGUAUUUGUUCCGAUUUUACGCUCCUCGUUUACCUCACUGUGUUAUUAUUUGAAAACAUACUUCACUGUGCUGUGCUAAUUUCAUGUUAAUAAACAGUACAUGUUGAUUCAA
Molecule: messenger RNA, 2401 nt
Organism: Tripterygium wilfordii
Lineage: Eukaryota; Viridiplantae; Streptophyta; Magnoliopsida; Celastrales; Celastraceae
Product: putative disease resistance protein RGA3
Exons: 4
Coding region: 23-1870 (615 amino acids)
Biological process (GO): defense response to other organism
Molecular function (GO): ADP binding; protein binding
Source: RefSeq, a predicted model, not a curated record